AUGGUCGAGCUCCCCAAAUCUCUCUCUGCAAGACAACUCUUCAAGCUCCUCAAAGCCGAAAGAAGCGUACAAUCAGCACUCGCUCUGUUCGACUCAGCAAGUCGCCAACCAGGUUACACUCACUCACCCCACAUUUUUCUCCACAUUCUCCGCCGACUCACUGAUCCAAAACUCGUGGUUCACAUGUCUCGUAUUGUUGAACUUAUUAAAGCCGAGAAAUGCAAAUGCACAGAAGAUGUUGUUUUAACAGUAUUAAAAGCUUAUGCAAAAAACAAGAUGCCAAACCAAGCCUUAGAUUGCUUCCAAAAAAUGGAGGAAAUUUUUGGGUGCAAGCCUGGAAUUAGAUCUUACAAUGCUUUGUUAAAUGCUUUUAUUGAAGCAAAUCAGUUAGAAAAAGCAGAGUCUUUGUUUGCUUAUUUUGAAACGGUGGGUAUCUUGCCUAAUUUGCAAACUUAUAAUAUUUUGAUCAAGAUUUCGGUUAAGAAGAGACAAUUUGUCAAGGCAAAAGGGCUGUUGGAUGGGAUGUGGAGUAAAUAUUUAAAGCCUGAUGUGUAUAGUUAUAGUACUGUGAUUAAUGGGUUGGUGAAGAGUGGGGAUUUGGUAAGUGCGCAUGAGGUGUUCGAUGAAAUGUUUGAAAGAGGUUUAGUUCCUGAUGUGAUGUGUUAUAAUAUAAUGAUUGAUGGGUUUUUUAAAAGAGGGGAUUAUCCCAAGGGGAAAGAGAUUUGGGAGAGGUUAGUUAAAGGGUCUUGUGUUUAUCCAAAUGUGGUUACUUAUAACGUUAUGAUUAAUGGGUUGUGUAAGAUGAGGAGGUUUGAUGAGAGUUUGGAAAUGUGGGAGAGAAUGAAGAAGAAUGAGUGUGAAAUGGAUUCGUUUACUCAUAGCAGUUUGAUAUGUGGGUUAUGUGAGGCGGGAAAUAUUGUUAGAGCUGUGGAGGUUUAUGAAGAAAUGGUCAAGAGUGGAGUGGUGGUGGAUGUUGUUACUUAUAAUGCAUUGCUUAAUGGGCUUUGUCGUGCCGGGAAGAUUAAGGAAAGUUUUGAGUUGUGGGUUAUGAUGGCGAAGGAGAAUUGUCACAAUGUUGUUAGUUUUAACAUAUUUAUUAGAGGAUUGUUUGAAAAUAGGAAGGUUGAAGAAGCUAUUUCUAUUUGGGAACUCUUUCGUAAAAAGGGUAGUGGAGCUGAUUCUACUACUUACGGAGUUUUGAUUCAUGGGUUGUGUAAGACUGGUCAUUUGAAUAAGGCUUUGAAGAUAUUGAAAGAUGCAAAAGAUGGAGGAGAUAAGCUGGAUGCUUUUGCAUAUUCUUCGAUUGUUGAUGGGUUAAGCAAACAUGGGAGAGUAGAUGAAGCGUUGGGCAUGGUGCAUCAGAUGGAUAGUGAUGGCUGUAAGUUGAGUCCUCAUGUUUGCAAUCCAUUGAUUAAUGGGUUUGUCCGAGCUUCUAAACUUGAGGAAGCAAUUAAAUUUUUGAGGGAAAUGGAAUCCAAAGGUUGUUCUCCGACUAUUGUCUCCUAUAACACUCUAAUAAAUGGUCUUUGCAAGGCAGAAAGAUUUAGCGAUGCAUAUUCUUUUGUAAAGGAAAUGCUAGAAAAAGAUUGGAAGCCAGACAUGAUCACUUAUAGCUUAUUGAUGGAUGGCCUUUGUCAAGGCAAGAAGAUGGAUAUGGCCCUCAACUUGUGGCGCCAAGUUCUUGACAUGGGUUUGGAGCCUGAUGUAACCAUGCACAACAUUUUGAUACAUGGGCUCUGCUCUGCAGGCAAAAUUAGAGAUGCUUUGCUGCUCUAUUCAAAUAUGAAGCAGUCAAACUCUCUUCCCAAUCUUGUUACGCACAACACACUUAUGGAUGGGCUCUAUAAAGCCAGAGAGUGUGAAAAGGCAUCAGUGAUUUGGGCUUGCAUGUUCAAAUAUGGGUUUCAGCCAGACAUAAUCUCCUACAACAUUAAACUCAAGGGGCUUUGUUCUUGUGGUAGAAUAUCGGAUGGCAUUUUGCUCUUUGAUGAUGCAUUGAAACAUGGAAUACUUCCUACUGCCAUUACAUGGUAUAUACUUGUCAGAGCCGUGUUAAUGUUGGGACCUCCUGAUUCAUCGUCCUCAAAUGGGAAGUCUAAUGGAUAUGCUCAUACUGGUAUGAGUUGGAACUUCCUUACUGCAAACGUUGUUUUCUUAAUAUCGUGGCAAUACUUGCAGGUGCGAAUGGAUCUUGCUUAUGACAACUUCAACACAGCCUCCAACCACCUCUUAGGCGAGCAGUGA
Dovyalis caffra is the source of this 2244-nucleotide messenger RNA. The record is from the annotation of a GenBank genome assembly. NCBI's taxonomy places the organism in Eukaryota, Viridiplantae, Streptophyta, Magnoliopsida, Malpighiales, Salicaceae.